GACCCGUCCGUACAUCCGAACACGCCAGCUUCAACGCGACUCCUCGACACAACACGCAUCAGCCGUUGCAUCACCACCCACUCACUUCUGACAGCCUGGCUUAGCUUGGGACGACAAUAAUUUGAACGAAAUGUACGGUGAUCUCGGAAAUAAGCUGGUGCAACAUGGCAAACGAACCCAAAACCUCGCACAUUUACCGGCGUACCAAGCUGAGAUAGUACGCGCUGUUACGCGCGAAGUAAGAGACCUGGAUAAAGAUGUGACAGAACUAUUGGAGCCUUUCCAGGGCUCCUUCGACCCGUCCGCAGACCAAGCAACAGCAUGUACAGUGCUGGUCAACUACCUCUCGAUGCGAAGAAACAAACGGUGCCUCCUCGCCUAUCACCGAACCCGGACCGACAAGUUGGAGGAGCUUGCAUGGAGGGGAGUGGAUGUGCUCGAUUUGUCCGGGCAACAGGUACGAAGCAAUGUAGGAUCGUCCACCGGAGGGCCCAACAGCAGCACCGACGGCCCAACAAGCAGCCUGAGUCCGCAAGAGGAGGAAUACGUGAGACAGUAUGGUGAUCUCCUGGCUGCCUACAAGGGCCAAUGGACAGACAUCGAUUUGACAGGCAGCUUGGAGCCGCCACGAGAUCUCUUCAUCGACGUGAGAGUCUUGAAGGAUGCGGGGGAGAUACAAACCGAGUACGGCGCCAUCAACCUGACCAAGAACAGCCAGUUCUACGUGCGGCAGGGAGACGUGGAACGACUCAUAGCACAGGGUUAUCUGCAAAAGCUCAGCUGAAGAGGUGGGGCCGACCCAGAAUGCUCUCGACAUCAUGGUCUGGAGAUAAGGACACUGAGAAGAAUGUGUCUUCAUUUCUCUCGCUCUUGGAGAUCGUCGUAGCGUAAAGGGUAUGGAUGGGGGGGCGUCUGAGCCAGCCUGAUGCACGGUCGAGACUCUCCAUGGUCAUCUACACCCACAUACCACGCAGUGCGUAGAUUGAGGGUUCUUUCUUGAUUUUGUGAUUGGUACCACCAGUGGCAGAGGAUCUUGAGACGGUACGUCAAGAUGACGCGAGAAGCUUGACGUCUGAGCAUUUUGCCGGCGUCUUGCGGGAUGUACGGGGCACAAGCAUGCAGUUUCAAGGGGUCGGGGAACGGGGAACGGGAUUCUCAGGAAGGAAGACCAAGCUGACGACGGAGUCGUCUCCUUGCAUCGGGCUCAAGUGACGGAGCCACCACAAACAAUAACAACGACAGCAUGGCUCGGAAGAGGAUGGGGCCAAGAUCUGCAGAGCGGAUGACCUCCGGGCGGCCGACUGAGAUACCAAUGGCUAUUACGGUAGGCAAAGUAUUAUGGCCCGCAAGAAAACAUGACAGGGCUGGAAGCAGGGUAGCGCGUGGCUCGACAGACCUGGAUUGAUGUGCUGACUGAGUCUGCAACGAGCCAGCUGCUCCUUUUUCUUUCCCUCCUUUUGUUUUUCUCGGCCGCCAUGAAGGGAGGGUUGGGGAGAGAUGUCUCGCAUGUGGCAGCAAACGUGCGACUUCUUGUCUUUAAGGGUGUUAUUGGUCGACAGCUUGGCUCGCAUGGCUCAGACAGGGAGUGGUUGCGCGGGGUAGACAUCGGAUGCCGCGAUAUCGGCGCCCGUCGAGCCGGAAGAAACCUGAUAGCGCCAUACGAUGAUUCAGAUUGCACUGAAACCGCGGACAGGUCCACGAUUUUGGGCAUUCUUUGGUCGGCGCCAUCACCCAGAAAGUUACAAUGGGCUGCUCAGUCGCACACGCACAUACAGCACAGGCAAGGCCUAGUGCGCUGCAUUGAUUAUGCGCUGCAUGACGCUCGCCGUUGGCCGGCUUGACUGACCCGAAUUGUUAGCCUCCUGAUCGUCAGCCCAGCCCAGCCCAGAGGAGAGCCGAAGCAGGAAACCGAGAUACACUUAGCUUCCCGAUUAUUGGUCCGUCUUGCUGCAGACAU
Colletotrichum destructivum is the source of this 1957-nucleotide messenger RNA. Its product is annotated as Putative GINS complex, subunit Psf1, GINS subunit, domain A protein. Lineage: Eukaryota; Fungi; Ascomycota; Sordariomycetes; Glomerellales; Glomerellaceae. The transcript is spliced from 3 exons. The coding region runs from base 131 to 784 and encodes 217 amino acids. Gene Ontology annotation, biological process: DNA replication; DNA strand elongation involved in mitotic DNA replication. Gene Ontology annotation, cellular component: GINS complex. The record is from RefSeq and is a predicted model, not a curated record.